AUGUCAUUCGAUGCGUCAGCCUCCCUGACCAUCUCCGAUCCAAAUGCGCGCGCCCUAAGCUCCUCCUGCUUCGACUUCCUCCUUAUCGAGUUAGUCCCAAUGGCUGAACGUCUAGCCAAAGAAUUUUCCACAAAUGAGAAGAACUUGGAAGAUGAAGAGAUCCGUGAAAGUACAUACUUCCGUCUUGAAUCGCUAGGAUACAGGGUUGGGCAGGGUCUUGCGGAAAGAUUCUCGCGUGAUCGUCCUCGUUUUACGGAUAAUCUGGAUGUUAUCAAGUUCCUUUGUAAGGAUUUAUGGACGGUUUUGUUUAGGAAACAAGUCGAUAAUUUGAAAACGAAUCACCGAGGUGUCUACGUAUUGACAGAUAGUGCUUUCCGGCCAUUUGCCCGAAUGAGUAUGGCUGUGCGCGGUGAGGCCAUAUCAAUGGCACAGGCUUACUUAUGGUUCCCUUGUGGGAUUAUUCGGGGUGCGCUUGCGAAUCUGGGUAUCAAUACCACUGUCCAGGCGGAGACGUCAGAUCUUCCUGGAGCGACGUUUCAAAUCAAAACAGUGCAGGUUCGGCCGUGA
Messenger RNA from Penicillium malachiteum, 567 nucleotides. Its product is annotated as trafficking protein particle complex subunit. NCBI's taxonomy places the organism in Eukaryota, Fungi, Ascomycota, Eurotiomycetes, Eurotiales, Aspergillaceae. Gene Ontology annotation, cellular component: trans-Golgi network; TRAPP complex; cis-Golgi network. Gene Ontology annotation, biological process: endoplasmic reticulum to Golgi vesicle-mediated transport; regulation of GTPase activity. Bases 1 to 567 code for a protein of 188 amino acids. The record is from RefSeq and is a predicted model, not a curated record. The transcript has 4 exons.